AUGGCAGACAAUACCCUCUAUCUUUACACCUCGCUGACGGCGGGCUCUUCGCACAUCAUCACUGCAACUUCGAGACUCGAGACCAUCCUCAAGGCCAACAAGAUCCCUUUCCGCGCCAUCGACGUUGCCACCGACGAUGCUGCCCGCAGGCUAUGGGGCCGGUACUCCAAAGGCCGCAAACUGCCUGGACUUGUCAAGUACCGCACCAUAAUCGGGGAUCUCGAGCAAAUCGAAGAAUGGAACGAAUUCGGAGAACUCAAGAUGGAGAUUGGCGCAGUCAAUGACCCAGAUGGCCUUUCUUCCGAAACAAAACCCGCUGCUCCUUUUGUCGAGACCCCUAAACGAGCUCCGGUACCCCCAGCCGCCCCGAAGAGUGGCAGUCCCCAUAUCCAGAUCCAGAAUCCUCCCGUCACCGAGACCAAGGAAGACCAGCGCACCUUGACAUUGCGAUUGGCAGGUGAGGAGGCAGCUGCCCGAGCCAAACAGAAUGCUCUCCAAAAGCUCGGCACGAAGCUCCCAACUACAGAAGGAGAUGGGAAGGCAGCACCGACAACAGAGCCCUCAGCCAAGGGCACCGAGUCCGCUGAGAGCACUACUGAAAAAGCCGAUAGCGCGUCUGAAGCAAAGCCGACCUCUGCGUCGCAAGACGAAAAGACAGAGGAUUCAACAUCACCGCCAUCAGGGGGCCGGCGUACGUCUGUCGCGCCAGAAAUCGUGCCACCCCUCAAACGCCCCUCGCUCGCCGACGAAACGGCCGCUGUGUCCACCGCCAAUUUCCGGGCUGAGAAUGCCGAUGUCCUGGGUCUGAUCGACCACCACCGUAGUUCUAUCGUCUCCGUUACCAACAAAGACGAGCAAGAUCAGGUGCGAAAGGAGAUCAGAGAAUCGGUGACCGAAGCGCCUAAAGAUGGGGACCUUCAAGCAUUAAGAAAGGAGGACGCCGCUAAGAAACAACGAGAUGCUAUCGAUGAAGACGAGGAGGAAGAAGAAACAACCGAUUCAGGAGAAUCGGAUACAGAAACAAGCGAAGCGGCUAAGAAAAAGACGGAGAAAAAGGCCGAAUCUCCUGUCGCUGCUGCCAAGGAGGGGAAGAAGGAGGAGAAGGAUAAGGAAGAGAAGGAGAAGGAAGAGGAUGAAGAGGAUGAAGAGGAUGAAGAGGAUGAAGAGGAUGAAGAGGAGGAGGAGGAGGAAGAAGAAGAAGAAGAGGAGGAAGAAAAGGCUCCCCAGAAACAAGACCCCAAGGAUGCUAGCAAGGCCGGUGUUAGCGUUGAAUAUUAG
Molecule: messenger RNA, 1278 nt
Organism: Talaromyces rugulosus
Lineage: Eukaryota; Fungi; Ascomycota; Eurotiomycetes; Eurotiales; Trichocomaceae
Exons: 2
Coding region: 1-1278 (425 amino acids)
Cellular component (GO): cytoplasm
Source: RefSeq, a predicted model, not a curated record